Molecule: messenger RNA, 1526 nt
Organism: Mucor mucedo
Lineage: Eukaryota; Fungi; Mucoromycota; Mucoromycetes; Mucorales; Mucoraceae
Exons: 1
Coding region: 252-1526 (424 amino acids)
Molecular function (GO): zinc ion binding; nucleic acid binding
Source: RefSeq, a predicted model, not a curated record
AAGAAUUUUUACAAAAAGCUUUCUUUCCAAUCUUUAUCCCAUCCAUCCGUCAUCAAAAAUCGUUCAAUCCGUUCAAAUUUUUGUUGUAUUCGGCGCGUCCCAAUCAGCUCUAUCUUUUUCAAUUACUACGCUUUCACCAAUCUCUUCGAUCUCGCCUUCAAUUUCGACAUUUAAGACAUUUGUGAAAACAUUCUCUCGUAUUUGCACAUUUAAAACCGACAUUCUUAAUUUUUCCUCUGGAUCAUUUAACAAUGUCAACUCAAGAUCAUGUUUCCUGUUCAACUGUGGCUUCUCGCGGUGCCUCCAAGAAAGUCCUGCGUCCUCUUCCUGUCUCUGCCGAGACUGAUUCUAAAUUCAAGUUGAAAAGUAACACCCUUUUCCAUCAUCCUGAGCUUGACUAUCAAAUUAUGGUACGUCAAGCUGCGUCUAUUGUCAAGCAAGCACUGACGCCUGGUUCUGUAUUGUUUUCGUUUCCCGCUUCAAUUUUUAAGCAUCGUACAGAAGCUUAUGAACUCAUUGAAGCCCAAUGUGGUGCUGUCCAGGGGUUUCGUCCUAUUAGCAAUUAUGGUACUCGCUCUGCUGGUGAAUUCAUGGUUGAAGUUAAGUUUGUAAUGCCAACAAGUACUACAAAGGCAAUGACUCACGGUGUUAGUUACAAGAACUUGUUGUUUAAAGGCUCUCCUUCUGUUCCUAGUGGCAACAAUACACUUGUGCAUGUCAAGAUGACUCUUUUGCGUAUUCCGGACAAGGAUACGUUUCUGGCGGAUCUCAAAAGAUCUCUGCGUUAUUACGGUGAAGUGUACCAGGUGAAAGAGUACACUUGCGGUGGGUACUUUGAAGGUGAGCUGUCGGUUAUCCUUGAUAUCUCGGCUGGCUAUAUUGAUGCUUCUGGUGACAAGGUCAAGAAUGAGCCACUAACAAAUAAUUUGUACUUGGAGGAAUGGGACUGUUUUGCUUCGGCAACAUUUAAAGGUGCACCCACGGUUUGUCACUGGUGUCGUUUGGCUGGACACGCACGGUCCAAAUGCCCGGAUUUGGCUAAAACCAAAUGUUUCUCGUGUCAUGGUAGUGGACAUACCGCCAAGUUUUGUAAGAAGAAAAAUCUUGGUGUUACAGAACUGCCUGUUAUGGAUGAGAUCUCAACUGAUCUUUCCUCCCCCACCGUUGAGAGCCUCCACGCUCAAGUCCUGUCUGACUCGGACAAAGAUAUUUCUGACGUGUCUACGUCCCCCAAGUUUGAACCAAGUGGCUCUGCAGCUUCUAAGUUUGCAACCACUGUUGCGAGUGUAUCCAUGGAGGUUGACAAUCACGUGAAUACUACCACUCCUGCUUCUUCGACGGCUGGUCCGAUGGUCGAAGUUACCAGUGGCGCUAUAAAAGUUGCUGGUGCCAAGCGCUCGGUUUUAGGUAAGCAUUCUGUCCCGAAAUCAGGCGUUAAAGGUCCGCUUCCCAAAUUGGUGGUUCGCACACCAUCCAAUUUAAAAGGUCAUAAUUUGUUCACGAAGACAAAGGUUGUUAAAAAAUAA